Nematocida minor is the source of this 1026-nucleotide messenger RNA. RefSeq lists its product as uncharacterized. The coding region runs from base 1 to 1026 and encodes 341 amino acids. The transcript has a single exon. Gene Ontology annotation, biological process: protein phosphorylation. Gene Ontology annotation, molecular function: ATP binding; cyclin-dependent protein serine/threonine kinase activity. NCBI's taxonomy places the organism in Eukaryota, Fungi, Microsporidia. Gene Ontology annotation, cellular component: nucleus. The record is from RefSeq and is a predicted model, not a curated record.
AUGUUUAGAAAGCUCAGAAAACUCUACUCCUCCAGCCACUCUUCUGUAUACCUAGCCAGUAGCGAAGGAAUGGAUGGGCGCCUGCCUGCAGAGCUAGCCAUUAAGAAAAUUAAAGGCAGCAAGAGCAGAGAAAUCGAGAUAUUAAAAAAAAUUAAACACAAAAAUAUCAUCGAUGUCUACACAUGCUCUAGUAGAAGCUCCAAAAGAGGCUAUAUUGCUAUGGGCUACUACAAGUACAACCUGAAAGAAAUACUGCCAAUAGCUUCACUAGAGUACAAAUACUAUAUAAUCAGCUGCAUUUCAGAAGGUCUUACUUAUCUACACAGUCUUAGCAUAGUCCAUAGAGACAUAAAGCCACAAAAUAUCCUGAUCGAUGCACAUGCAGUAAAGAUAGCUGAUUUUGGAAGUGCAAGAUAUCUCCCCCUAGAGACACAAAAAGACAAAGAAGAUUCCAAAAAAGGAAGAGAAAACUCUACUAAGACAGAUAUUUGUGCUAAUACUGUAGAGAUGGCUUCUUCUGAUGCUUUAGAGAGUGCUUGUGAAGAUGGCUUCCCUAUUAAUGACAGCUUUGAGAGCAGUAGCGACUUUGAAAUGUGCGAAAUAAAUAAAAAUACACUCGAACGCUACGAGAAUGAAGAAGAAAAUAAAAAAGAAAUGACAGGCAUAGUUGGAACUCUCAACUACGUUCCCAUGGAGAUUCUUCUGGGCUGCAGAGAGUAUGGAUGCGAAGUAGACUUGUGGGCAGCAGGAUGCACCUUCUGGGAGAUUCUUUUCAAUGAAGUCUGUUUCGAGGGAGACUGCGAGAUAAACCAAAUAGGAACAAUAGUGUGCAAACUUGGUGUUACCAAAGAAGACAAAGAUCUUCUAGAAAAGUAUCCAUACAGCGGAUUUGUGCCCCUUGCAGAAAAAAAAGACCCGUUAAAAGAUCUGUCCCCAACAGACAAACACAUCUUUGAAAAUCUUCUGAUCUUCGAUGCACAAAAGAGAUCUUUUUACAGCAUAGACACACUCCAAAAGCUCUUGUAG